Molecule: messenger RNA, 1464 nt
Organism: Archocentrus centrarchus (flier cichlid)
Lineage: Eukaryota; Metazoa; Chordata; Actinopteri; Cichliformes; Cichlidae
Product: high affinity immunoglobulin epsilon receptor subunit alpha-like
Exons: 6
Coding region: 54-1277 (407 amino acids)
Biological process (GO): cell surface receptor signaling pathway; immune response
Cellular component (GO): external side of plasma membrane
Molecular function (GO): transmembrane signaling receptor activity
Source: RefSeq, a predicted model, not a curated record
UUGUUUGAAAUGAAUAAAUAUCCCAUCGGUUUCUGUUUCUUACAGUUUCCAAAAUGGACAAGCUCUUAUCCCUCCUUGUUUUUUCAACACUGUCGCAGCUUGUAGUACCCGAUGUUCCCAAUGAGACAUCUUUGAGAGCCAAUAUUGAGAUGGUGUCAGAACACUCAAGCAUCUUCUCGGGGGAGAGGGCCCGCCUGAGAUGCAGUGUUACCGAUCAGUACAGGACUACCUGGAGUUACCUGUGGUUCAGGGGGUCUGAGGAGCUCUCACAGACAGGCGAGGAGUUAAGCCUGUGGAACGCUAAAAUUCAAGACAGCGGGAAAUACUACUGCCAAGGAAUAAGAGCAACAAAGAUUGGAAAAAUGCACACCAUUCAAAGUCUCCCUGUGGAGAUCAGCGUGAACGGUGGGUGGGCUAUUCUGCAAGUCCCACAGCGUCCUGUACUCGUUGGAGACACCUUGAAGAUGACAUGUCGUGUCAGAGGCAACCCACCACUUCAGGAGGUUAUUUUGUACAAAGAUGGCGUUGAAGUAAUGAGACAAAAUGGCCUCAAGCCAGAUAUCUAUAUGACCAAUGUGAGACUCGAGGACCAAGGAAUGUAUUCUUGUAGGGCUUCGUGGGAUGUGAGGAGACUUACACACUCUGUCAUUUCUGGUGGCGCUCAUGUGCAGAUCUUAGAGGUUCUGUCACAGCCAGUUUUGGAGAUCAGUCCCAGCAGUGAUAUUAUGCUAAACAGGAUGAAGCUCACCUGCCACGUCCAGUACAACGCCCCCGCUCCCGCCCCUCCGAUAAACUACUAUUUCUACAGAAAUAACAAGCGACUGGGACCUGCAACCUCAAACAACUAUGAUCUGGUGAUACAGACUCCAGGGCUGUACAGCUGCAAGGCCAGGGUGCCUGAGUUGGUCCUCUCAAAGUGGAGUGAGCCCAAACCCUUUGGACGAAUAAGAGAACCUCAGACGGCGCCUCCUCCACAUCCUCAUCCCAGAAGCCAAAGGCCAGUACUUCACACCGUGUCCUCUCUAGACAGUUCCCUACCUCCUGCAACUUUACCAACAGCAACCAAGCCCUCCUUAGACCAGCCCAACCAGUUCACUCCAGAGAAGAGCGCACCAACACAAGGCCCUCUGCUGAUGACUUCACAAGCAGUGCCUUCCACUUUUCUGACUACAGUACAGUUUUUUAACCUAACUACUACCCCAGGUCUUGCCAAUACAUUCCAGCAACCUGAUAAUAUGUCUGAAGAAUCUGGUGACAUACCUGCAGACCCUCAGUGACAAGUUAGUAUACAUUAUAAACCAUAUUUUUUUACCAUAUCUUUAUAUUAAUCAUACUGGGUCAUUAUCAUAGUUAUGUAUUAAACUGUGUAAUACCGUACUCAUCCUUCGCAUUAUCAAACAUCAGUGUCAUCUGUUUGGAAAUAUCUAACACCAUACUAAAACCAAUAAAGCAUUUCACAAAUGA